AUGGCGACAGGAUUUUUGAGCGUAUGUGACCAAAUUUUAAUAGCAUCAUCUUCUUAUAUACCUUAUGAUGCAUCGAAAAAACCGCUCAGUACCUUGCUCAAUGAAAUGACAUCUUAUGUGAGUACAGGUGGAAAAACAGAAAAUGGAGAUGAAUCAAUUAUUUAUGGGCUUCAAAUACUUCUCUUGAGUGAUGUAGAACGUGUUCGAGCUGCAUCACUUCGUGCUCUUCGAUAUUCAAUUCAUCGUGCGACUAUUUUUGAUAAAUUUCUUGAAUGUCGUCUUGAUUACCUUGUUUGUCGAUCUCUUACAAUUGAUUUACGAAAUGCUCGCGAACGUUUAGAAGCAUUUAAAUUAAUUCGUCGUUUAUUUCUUUUAUAUCCUUUACGUUUACCUCAUUCAUUUGUCUAUAUUCUUGAUGCUAUUAUUGCAUCAAGUUAUCCAACAUCAGUACCUCGAAGUACAAAUUCAACACCUAUAAUACGAACUGAUCAAAUGGUUAAAUGUUGUUUAGAAUUAUUAUGUGAAAUAGCACUUCAAAAUCCACAUAUAUUACAUGAAUGUCAUGCAAUAAAUACCAUGUUAAAAUUUAUUGUUAAUCUUGAACAAGAUGAACUUCGUGACAGCGUACUUUAUGCAUUAUUACAUGCUGUUGAUCGUUUUACAAUCAAUGAUAAUAGUGAACCAACAAUACUUGAUUCAGUUGAUUCCAAUGGUCCAGCUUUAGUUCUUGUUGAUGAAGGAAUGCGUGAACGGCAUGAAUUAAUUGGAAAUAUGUUUAGUCAAUUAGUGGCAAUUUUUUCAUUAUGUGAAAAAGGCACAUUGAAAACCAGUGAUCGUCGUGGAAGGACACCAGCAGCAUUUGAUAGUUUAGUCCUUAAAGAACCCGAUAAAUUAAAAACACUUAAAUCAUGUGCAUCAGCUAUGGGAACAAUUUUACAUAGUUGGAUCGGUUUUACGGCAUUUUGUCAAACAAGAAAUUCAUCUAUACGUUUACUUGUUAAUUGUUUACUUGUACAAUCUGAACCGAUGAAAAUGUUAAUUCUUGAUCUAUUUUAUGAUUUACUGAAUCUUGAUGUUCCAGCUGUCUGUGAUAGCUAUGAAGCAGCACUUAAAUCUAUGUAUCCAAUAUGGAAUUUAACACCAGUUGAAGAAGGAUACACAUAUGUAGCUUGGGAAGGAGCUGAUAAACUGCCUCGUUUAUCAUCUACAAGACCGAACUUGCUUGAUAGUCAUAUGGCAUUAAUGCUUCUUAGUCUUAUUGACUCCGGCUUAAUCGAGGCGGUUAGUGAAUUAGCAUCGAAUGAUAACUCGAUAUUAUCUAUUCGUGCAACACUACUCUUGGCAAAUUUCAUUUGGCUGUGUAAUGAACACUUACCUGAAGAGCAAAGUUUUCUUUUAUUACCUCUAUUAAUGGAUGUUGCUAUAGCUGAUGAUGAUAGUAUCAAACGAAGUUUUGCAAAAGAAGCUAUGCUUAAUAUAAAUGCAUUCUUUGAAUUUAAACAACGUACACGUCAUAUACAUUCAUUUCAAUUAGCACAAUUAAUAUAUCAUUCUCAACAUUUACAUGAUUAUUUUACAUUACCAACAAAUGUUGGUAUAGAAACAAAUCGUCGAAUAUCAACAUCGUCGUCCAAUGAUCCUACAUCGCUCUUGAAAUGGUCAUUCUCAACGCCAUUUCGAACGUUAAAUUUAGUAGCAGGAAAAAUCGACACUAGUAUUAGUGAUACAAAUACAUUACAAACGGAUAAUUAUAAAAAAUGGAAUUGGGAUCUUAUAUUAGCUUUAUUAAAAGAUUUUCCAAAACAAGCAAAUCAAGUUCAAGGCGAGCUCUAUGAAAUGUUUCUUGAUAAGUUAUGUGAUUUUUUCAAACCGGAACAAGGCGGUGGUUUUAAUGAUAUUCUUUUAACUGAUUCACUAUCUAAUGUAACUUGUCGAACUUUAUUAGCAUUUUCUGAUCUUCUUGUUUAUCCAUCUCGAACAUCAUCAAAUCAUAUUAAAGUUAUUGCAAGUAAUAAUGCUCGAAUACUUUUAACAAGUGUUAGUACUUCAUUACAACAAUCCAUUAUUGCAAUGAGAGAAUGUAAUGGACGAGCUUUAAUAACAGAACAUGAUUUAUUAUCAAAAAAUAGUGUUUAUUAUUUUUUAUUUCUUGGACGUUUAAGUAAAUCAUCCGUUGGUACACAAGCAUUAAUUGACAGUGAUAUAUUUGUUCGUCUUUCGGAAAUGUUGAAAAUGGAUGAUGAAUUUGCUACAUCAGCUAUUGUUGCAUUAUCUUCAUUUAAUUAUUAUUAUGAAAGUCCAUGUCGAACUUAUUUAAUGCAAGCACUCAAAUCCCCUUGCACGGCACUCCGUUUGUACAGUACAAGUCUUCUUCGUGUAAUUCUUCGUUCAAAUCCAGUUGCAUUCGGUAGUUGGGGUUUAAAUCUUCUUAUUUCACAAUUACAUGAUACUGAUCAAUCUGUUAUGAUUGAAACAGCUUCAAUUCUUGAUGAAGCUCUUGAAGAUAGAAGAUUAGUAAAUCUAUUUUAUAAACAAUGGGAAAAUUUUUCUUCAAUAAAAAAUAAAAGUAGUUUUUUAUCAAAAUUUUAUCAUUUGGCUUCUGCACGUGUUAGUUCAAUACCAUUUGAUCAAAUUCAACAUGAUGAUAAACAUUUAUCAAUGUUACAUGAAGAACUUGAAUAUUGGGAUUCAACAUUUAAUGCUGAAUAUAUUAGUCUAAUGGAAACAAAACUAUUUUCAGCUUAUUCAGGUGGUGCUUUAUUAACUGAUGAUUAUUUUGAAAGACGUAAAACAACAUCAUCAACACAUAAACCUAAAACAAAAAAACCAACUGCUCAGGUUUCAUCACAUAUAUAUAGACAAUUAUGUCUUCAUUAUGAUGGAUUUAUUCUAUUACGUUCAGAAUCUCGUUUAGAAAAAUAUGUAACAGAAUUACGACAACAUCGUACUAAUUGUAUUAGUAUAAGUGAAACACGUGUUAUUAAAGAAGCACUUUGGGCAUUAGCACAUAUGGCUAGUACAGAAUAUGGUUAUAGUUGGUUUAUGGAAAAAGAUUUAUUACCAGAUUUUUUAAGAUUUGCUGAAGAAUGUCAAAAUUUAUCUGUUCGAGGUACGGCAUUCUAUGCACUUAGUUUAAUAGCUCAAACACCAGAUGGUUCCAUUAGUUUAAAAGACUACGGUUGGGAAACAUAUCGUGUUCGAUCUCAUUCAAUUUCAGCAUCAGUAGCAAAUACUGAUACAUAUCAAAGUGCUGAAAGACGUAUUUCAAAAGGUGGUACAACAUCAUCACCACGUAAGAGUCUCUCAUUACAAGUAUCUUCACCAGGAUCAUCAACAACUAAUAAUUUAUCAGAAAAUAAAAUAAAAUUUGUUACACAUGAACCAAUGACAGUCGAUGGUGCUUCAUCAACUUCUUCUAAUCUUGGCCAUGAUUCAAAUUCAUCUGAUGUUAAAUCUAGACGAUCAUUAACUAUGCCUUCAACAAUUUUAUUAAAUUCUAAUGAAAAAACAGAUGUUCUACAUGUUGUUAUACCGGAAGAAAGUACUCCAACAACACCAACAAAUAGUAUGACAAUGGUAUCAUUUCCUGAUUGUCCUGAAUCUAGUGGUUUUAGUGUACCUAUACGUCGUUGUUCAAGUAUAUCAAAAGAAUUUAUAGGUCCAACAACAUGUCGUGAUUCUGGUAUAGCUAGUGGAGCAACGGGAUCAUUUUCAGAUGUUGAAUAUUCUCGUUCACCAUCUUAUCAAGCAUAUCCAUCACAUAGUCAAUCUCAAACAGCAGCUGAACAAUCAGCAGAUAGUUUACCAUUAGAACGUUUUCGUCCAAGAUCAAAAUCAGCACAUCAAUCAAAUGCAUUACGACAAUCUAAACAAUUACAAAAAGUUCCUGAAGUUAUUCAAGCAUUACGUGCACCAACAGCUGGUCUUGGUCGUGCAUCUGAACCAUCAGCAACUGAUGAAUUAUAUCGAUCACGUUUAUUGCGUUGUAAUUUUCUUUUAAAACCAGAUGCAACUGGUUAUGAAUAUGGAAGACGUGUACAAAAAAUAAGUCAUGCAACAUAUUCUCAUUUAGCUAAUACAAGUCAUAGUGAUUCUUAUACAGAUGAGAUAUUAUUAAAAGAAAAAAAGAAUGAACUUUUCUUACCAUUUCAUACUUUUACAUCAAAAUUUUAUAAAAAAAUGUAUGAAGCACAUGAUUUCGGUGAUAAACAAAUUGAUAGAUUUUUAACAGAUGAUGGAAAAUAUUCUCCAGAUCAACGUGAUAUAGAUGAUGCUGAUGAAGAUGAAAAUACUAUUUAUCGUGGUUUAGCUGUACCUGUUGAUAUUCGCCAAGUUGUAGAAAUAUCUGAUGGUUAUAAUUUAAAUUAUGAAACAUGGUUCGAUCUUGUUCGUUCUCGUUCACGUGGAAAUACAAAUGCUGAUCAAGCACGAACACGUAGUGCUACUGGUGCAUCAACCGGUUCUGGAGAAUUUACUUCAACAUCACCUGCAAUUUCAUCACAAGAUCAAACAACAAUACUUGUUCCAACAAAUCCAAUAUCAUCAACAUUAUCAUUAAAUAUAUGUAUGAUGUGUAGUAAUAAUACAACAUAUCUUACACCACAUGAAAAUCCUCACAUAAAUAUGCAAGCAGAUUUUACCGAUGUUAAAUCACUAGCUAGUCGUCUUAUUGCUGCUAUUCAUACUGAAGAAGUAGAAAAAAAACUAUUAAGUUGGAAAGAAAGUCGUCCACAAAUAUUUGAUAAUAUUUGUUUAUAUUCUGAAGUAUGUUAUAUAUUAUCAUUGAGUAGUGUACGUAUAGCUGCUCAACGUUUUCUUCAUGAUUUAUUUUCUGAUUGUCAAUUUCAAAAACUUCGUAAACGUCGUCAUCAAAUUGAUAGUUUACCAGAAGAAGAAGAUGAUGAUGACAGUUUGGAUACAAGUGCAAGUUCAUAA
Messenger RNA from Rotaria sordida, 4935 nucleotides. The record is from the annotation of a GenBank genome assembly. NCBI's taxonomy places the organism in Eukaryota, Metazoa, Rotifera, Eurotatoria, Philodinida, Philodinidae.